Messenger RNA from Rhodamnia argentea, 1917 nucleotides. RefSeq names its product UDP-arabinose 4-epimerase 1. Bases 419 to 1675 code for a protein of 418 amino acids. Gene Ontology annotation, cellular component: cytosol. The transcript has 11 exons. Gene Ontology annotation, biological process: beta-D-galactose catabolic process via UDP-galactose, Leloir pathway. Lineage: Eukaryota; Viridiplantae; Streptophyta; Magnoliopsida; Myrtales; Myrtaceae. The record is from RefSeq and is a predicted model, not a curated record. Gene Ontology annotation, molecular function: UDP-glucose 4-epimerase activity.
ACCCACGAGACCAGUCUACGUCCACCGUCUCUCUCUCUCUCUCUUCGGACGCAUUGUUUACCAUUCCAUUCCGUCUCUUUCCUUUCUCCCUCGUACGUUAGACCUUUGACCUUCCUUUCAUCUUCUUUGCCUCCUCCUCCUCCUCCUCCCCCUUCUUCUGCCGCUUCCUCCGUCGUGCUCUGUACUCAAAGCUCGUGCGGCCCGAAAAGCUUCUUAUACGCCUCGCCCGUCGAUACCCUCUUCGCGCCGAGUCCGGAAGCUCCCGUCCCUUUUGACCGUCGGAUCGAUCGCUCGCUCGCUCGCGGAACACAACAGGAGCAUAUCAAGGAGGUCUAAUUCUUGCUUAUUGCUGCUGAGAGACUGAAUUAUCGUGUCUGUGAUAUAUAGACGGCUAAUUCAUCAAGACGGUUGCAUUCAAAUGCUAAACAUUGGCAGAAAUAGAAGUCAGGGCAGGUCUAACCGGUCUAUGUCAUUGGGAAUGGGAAGCAUGGAUUAUGCAGAUCCAAAAAAGAAGACCAAUAUUGUCGGGAAGAUUAUUUUGGCUGCUACCCUUACUGCAGUAUGCAUAAUAAUGCUGAAGCAAUCUCCAAAUUUCAGUACACCAAGUCGGUUCUCCAUUCAUGAGCAGGGAGUGACCCAUGUCUUAGUGACUGGAGGGGCAGGUUAUAUUGGUUCUCAUGCAGCAUUGCGGCUUUUGAAGGACUCGUAUCGUGUGACCGUAGUUGAUAAUCUCUCUCGGGGAAAUCUAGCUGCUGUAAAGAUUUUGCAGGAACUGUUUCCCGAGCCUGGAAGGCUGCAGUUUAUCUAUGCAGAUUUGGGGGAUGCAAAAAGUGUCAACAAAAUAUUUUCAGAAAAUGCAUUUGAUGCGGUGAUGCAUUUUGCUGCCGUAGCGUAUGUUGGAGAAAGCACUCUAGAACCUCUGAGGUAUUACCACAACAUCACAUCGAACACACUGGUAGUAUUAGAAGCUAUGGCUGCGCAUGGUGUCAAGACCUUGAUAUAUUCUAGCACAUGUGCAACUUACGGGGAGCCUGACAAGAUGCCUAUUACGGAGGACACUCCGCAGGUUCCAAUUAAUCCUUAUGGAAAGGCCAAAAAGAUGGCAGAAGAUAUCAUUCUUGAUUUCUCUAAAAAUUCUGACAUGGCUAUCAUGAUACUAAGGUACUUCAAUGUGAUCGGGUCAGACCCUGAUGGUAGACUGGGAGAAGCACCACGACCUGAAUUACGUGAACAUGGACGAAUAUCGGGUGCUUGUUUUGAUGCUGCCCGCGGGAUCAUUCCUGGGUUGAAGGUUAAAGGAACAGACUAUAGUACGCCGGACGGUACUUGUGUCAGGGAUUAUAUUGAUGUAACUGAUUUAGUUGAUGCUCACGUGAAAGCUCUUGAAAAGGCAAGACCCAAGAAAGUAGGAAUAUACAAUGUUGGCACUGGCAAAGGUAGAUCAGUGAAGGAAUUUGUGGAGGCUUGCAAGAAGGCAACUGGAAUGGACAUCAAAGUCGAUUUCCUGCCCCGCAGGCCGGGCGAUUAUGCAGAAGUGUAUAGUGAUCCCACCAAGGUCAAGCACGAGCUAAAUUGGACAGCGAAAUACACUGAUCUUCAACAGAGCUUGGGUAUUGCAUGGAGAUGGCAAAAGUCGCACCGCAACGGGUACGGAACUUCUAGAAUGGCUGCUUGAAGCAUCAUAUAUGCGAGUCGUUACUAGGAAACUAACACAACCCCCCUGCUAUGAAGUGCUGACUACACUCGAUAUUUCGAUCUUCGCCAUCACAGAAGUUAGAAUGAAGGGGGUUGGGAAGUGAGGAUAGAUUUGAUUCCUUCCGUCUUCUAUAUAUUGGGUUAAUUACAGGAAGAAGCAGCUCAUUCUUUGCAUGUAUUGUAAACAGUUUAAAUAAGGACGCGGGCCCUCCUUUUAGUCCA